Messenger RNA from Alternaria ventricosa, 1290 nucleotides. RefSeq lists its product as uncharacterized. Gene Ontology annotation, cellular component: nuclear periphery; nucleolus; preribosome, large subunit precursor. Gene Ontology annotation, biological process: ribosomal large subunit biogenesis; rRNA processing. NCBI's taxonomy places the organism in Eukaryota, Fungi, Ascomycota, Dothideomycetes, Pleosporales, Pleosporaceae. The record is from RefSeq and is a predicted model, not a curated record. The coding region runs from base 1 to 1290 and encodes 429 amino acids. The transcript has 2 exons.
AUGGCGAAGAAAGGCGUCCUCAAGUCGGCGCUCGACAACUACCAAGGCCGCGACAUCAAGCGCGAGAAGCAGAAGAAGUACGUCAAACAGGCGCUGAAGCGCAAGGAAAAGCGCGAGGCCAGGAAGGCCGCGGAGGAGGGCGAGAAGGAUACUGAGGAAGGUGGCGUGCCUGUGCCGCUGGAUGAGGUAGAGGUGAAGGUCAAUGGCAAGACAAAGAAGUCGAAGAAGGACAAGAAGGCCGACGCAAAGGCUGCGCCAGCAGUCAAGGAGCCCGAGUGGGAGACCGAGGGCGAGGAUGACGACGACGACGACGCAAGUGACGAUGAAGACGCGCCCAAUGGACUUCAAGUAGACCUUGAUCACCUCAACGACACCGAUAGCGACAUCAGCUCAGACGAGGAGGAGAUACAGGCUGAUGAGGCUGCAGAGGAGGAUGAAGACGCCGAAGAUGACGAGGAUGAGGAUGAGGACGAGGAUGACAUUGCGCUAUCCGAUCUGGACUCUGUCGCUUCAGAGGACAAGGGUGACAUUAUCCCGCACCAGCGCCUUACCAUCAACAACACCGCCGCUCUCACCGCAGCGUUGAAUCGCAUCCAACUUCCUUACUCGAAACUCGCAUUCUCGGAAUACCAGUCCGUUACCACCGACGAACCUGUCGAGAUCGCCGACGUCGAGGACGACCUCAACCGUGAGCUCGCCUUCUACAAGCAAUGCCUGUCCUCGGUCAAGGACGCGCGGAAGAAGCUGAAGAAGGAGGGCGUGUCGUUCUCUCGACCGGCCGACUACUUUGCGGAGAUGGUCAAGAGCGACGAGCACAUGGGCAAGAUCAAACAGAAGCUGAUUGAUGCCGCGGCAGGCAAGAAGGCCGCUGCUGAGGCACGCAAGCAGAGAGAUUUGAAGAAGUUCGGAAAGCAGGUUCAGGUCGCGAAGCUGCAGGAGCGCGCCAAGGAGAAGAAGGACACCAUCGAGAAGAUCCAGACUCUCAAGAGGAAGCGACAAGGAGCCGACAUCACAGCCACCCACGAGGAAGACCUCUUCGACGUCGCCGCCACCGCCGAUGACGACAAGUCCGACCGCCGCGGUCGUGGUGGUGCUGGCGGCAAGGACUUCAACAAGCGCCAGAAGAAGGACUCGAAGUACGGCUUCGGUGGUAAGAAGCGUCACGCGAAGAGUAACACCGCCGAAUCCAGCGCAGACGGGAGCGGCUUCUCGGCUCGCAGGAUGAAGGGCAAGCCCAGCGGCGGUGCAAGCAAACGACCUGGCAAGGAUAAGAGGGCGAAGAGACACUAG